CCCCUACUCAGGUGUAUAUAUAUACUAAGAUCUUCCCAAGGCUCUCAACUCUCCCUCUCGAUCAUCUUCACAAGAAUCCAUUCUGCUUCAUCGAACUCUCACCAAUAUCUUCAUUCUACGGUUGUGCCAUAAGUUUCGACAACACCUCCAAAAUGCAGUUCUCCAAGCUCACGAUCGCUGUCCUGUCAGCCAUCCUCACUUCCGCAGCCGCGCUCCCCGCUAGCGGGAUCUCAGCCACGGGAGAACCGUCGUCAACCGCCGAGCCAGAAGCUCCCGACUCCGGUUUCCAGCUCAAAGACGUGCAGGUCCACUGCCCCGACAACGACCACCAGAAGAACUUCCUGAAGUGCUACAACGACAACUCGGGCAAGAACUGCGACCCCAUGCCGGACCAGGCCGACAGGCACGCUUGCAGCCAGCUCUGGCAGAUUAUGUGCGCCAACCGUAUCGGCUGCCAGGUGCAGGGCUAAGUAGCCCGGUGGCUUGCAGACCGACGUUAUGAUACUCGAGGGCAGUUCUCGGUGGAGUUGGCGAUCUAUUGUGAUUUGCGGUGAUAGCUAGGCUGUUGCCAAUCUAGGGCACUUAAAAGCAAUCAGAUGAAUGAGGGGUGUUGGUGGUUUCCUAACG
Molecule: messenger RNA, 627 nt
Organism: Annulohypoxylon truncatum
Lineage: Eukaryota; Fungi; Ascomycota; Sordariomycetes; Xylariales; Hypoxylaceae
Exons: 2
Coding region: 153-470 (105 amino acids)
Source: RefSeq, a predicted model, not a curated record